Molecule: messenger RNA, 2427 nt
Organism: Coniophora puteana RWD-64-598 SS2
Lineage: Eukaryota; Fungi; Basidiomycota; Agaricomycetes; Boletales; Coniophoraceae
Product: cytochrome P450
Exons: 17
Coding region: 1-2427 (808 amino acids)
Molecular function (GO): monooxygenase activity; iron ion binding; heme binding
Source: RefSeq, a predicted model, not a curated record
AUGAAGCCCACGUUUCCAAGACCGUGGAUAGUGUGGCUUGUUGGGCCGCGGGCUGACCGACGCUGCGACCGGCGCGGAUACUUCUUGGCGACUACCACCAUCUCUGACGACCUAACCGCCACUCGCCGGUUGGCCCCGCGUCUCGGAACGACAAAUGCCCUCUUACUGCUUGACUUGCCUGAUAACCUCCUUCGCAUCUUGGAUCGGCAGCACAAAAGCCUGCGAGAGGCGCUGCUUACGACAACAAUGUACUCUUUGAGCUCUUGUUCGGUGUCGAUAACUCCUCGCUGCCGACGCGGAGCCCCCCGACGGGCCUCGACUACCACCUCUCAACUUCGAUGUUGGUGGCCAAGCGAGGCAUCGCCACCACGGCUUUGGGACCCUCAGCGCCCGAAGCAUCACGGUCUCCUCGACUCCGGAUUGGCUCUUUCUCGUCGACUUACUCUGGCGACUCCUUCUGGCGACGCGCUCUUCCGGCGCCCCGCUCCGGAGAUUCUUGCAUUAUCGAUCGUCGGCUUCACGUCGUCGGACUCGGUGCCUUCACAGGCUCGAGAAUGCUUCAGCGUUGGUGCGGACUACCAUCCUGCCUCUGCUAAGCAAGAGGGCUCGAACUCCCCAUCCCCCCGACAUAUCCUGUCAUUCAUCAUGUCUUGGUCCAUCCCCCCAGGCUUCGUAUGGAUCGCACUCAACCUCCCCCGGCUGCUACUCGCGCCGACACUCGCAUACGGCGCGCUCCGCGUCCUGCGCACGCACAGCGCCGUGCACCUCCCCACAUGGCUCAACGUCAUCAUCUGCAUCGGCUCCCUCCCUGUCGUGUUCACCCUCAACGUGCUCUACUCGGACUGGCGCAUCGCGCGGGACGCCGCCGCGAGGGGCGCAGUGCUCCCGCCCGCGCCGCCGACCAAGCUUCCAGGAGGGAUUGAGAGGCUGCUGCAGGCCAGCCGCAGGGUCACGGCCAACUAUGUCGCGGAUGCCAUUGGAAAGAUAACGAGGGCCUAUGGUCCUACUGUCAAUAUGAGGUUACUCUGGGAGAAUAGAAUUGUCACGACGGAGCCUGCUUACAUCAAGGCUAUACUAGCCACCCAGUUCACCUCCUUUGCUAAAGGUCCAUUCUUCCGCGAUACGAACAGCUCACUUCUGGGAGUCGGAGUAUUCAACGCUGAUGGUGAUAUCUGGAAGUUCCACCGCUCCAUGACCCGCCCCUUCUUCAGCAAAGACCGCAUCGGUCACUUCGACGUCUUCGACAAGCACGCCGAAGACGGCCUCAACCAAACCCGCACCCGCCUGCGCGAGGGCCACCCUGUCGAUUUCCAAGACAUGGUCUCCCGCUUCACACUCGACUCCGCAACCGAGUUCCUUUUCGGCAAGGACGUCUGCUCGCUCUCCGCCGGCCUCGUCUACCCGCCCUCUUCUGUCUCCGGCUCGGCUGCGUCCGCCGCGGACGAACACCCCGCAAACAAGUUCGCACACGCUUUCGUCGAGGCGCAGAAGCUGUCCUCGAAGAGAGGUCUUUUCGGGAGCACGUGGCGCCUGCGCGAGUUCUGGCGAGACGAGGUGAAGGAACAGAUGAAGGUGUGCCGCGCGUUCAUCGAUCCGAUCCUCGAGGAGGCGCUCGCGAGGAAACGCGAGACGCGUGGUCAAUCUGGCGAGAAAGUUGAUGCCGAGGAGGGGGAGACGUUGCUCGAGCACCUCGUCAAUUGUACUGAAGACCAGACGGUGAUCCGUGACGAGAUUCUGAACAUCAUGAUCGCUGGCAGAGAUACAACUGCUUGCUCGUUGACUAUGUCGGUGUACAUGCUGUCGCAGCACCCUGACGUCCUCCGCCGUCUCCGCGAGGAGGUCCUCACCAAGGUAGGCGCCUCGCGCCGCCCAUCAUACGACGACAUGCGCGACAUGAAGUACAUGCGCGCUUUCAUCAACGAGGUCUUGCGUCUCUAUCCUCCCGUGCCCAACAACACCAGAACGAGCACAGAACCCGCUGUAUGGCCUGGUUUGAACGGUGGCCCUCCCGUCUACGUGCCUGCUAAUACUCGGACACCCUACUCCGUGUUCCUCAUGCAGCGCCGAAAGGACCUCUGGGGCCCAGACGCCGACCUCUUCGACCCCGACCGAUUCCUCGACUCCCGCCUACACAAAUACCUAACGCCCAACCCCUUCAUCUUCGUCCCCUUCAACGCCGGCCCGCGCAUCUGCCUCGGCCAGCAGUUCGCAUACAACGAAACAUCCUUCUUCCUCGUGCGGCUCCUACAGAUGUUCUCGAGCAUCGCGCUCGCAGAGGACGUGCAGACGAUGCCCCCGCCGGAGUGGGCCGCGGCCGGGGGGCGCCAGGCGAUGGAGAAGGUGGUGAUUCAAAGCCAUUUGACAAUGUAUGUGAAGGACGGACUUUGGGUGAGGAUGGGCGAGGCGAACCCGGUGGAGGUGGUCUAG